Messenger RNA from Knipowitschia caucasica, 1479 nucleotides. The record is from the annotation of a GenBank genome assembly. NCBI's taxonomy places the organism in Eukaryota, Metazoa, Chordata, Actinopteri, Gobiiformes, Gobiidae.
AUGGCAAAGUUUGGACCUCCCGAGCCUUUUGAUUUCACGCAGCCAGCGGAGUGGCUCACGUGGCGGCAGAGAUUCUCCCGGUUUCGAGUCGCAUCAAAACUUGACAAAGAGAGCAGCGAAGUGCAGGUGAACUCGCUCUUGUACUCUAUGGGGAGAGAUGCCGAACCUAUUUACGGCUCAUUUGUGUUUCCUGCGGCGACCGAGGCCAUGCCACAUCCAGAGUACGACUUUGAUCUGGUUAUUCAGAAGUUUGAUGAACACUUUGUCCCGAAGAGAAACGUCAUCCACGAUCGCGCCUGUUUUCAUAAGCGGAGCCAAAGGGCCGGUGAGGCAGUCGAAGCUUUCGUGCGGAGCCUGUACGAGCUUGCACAGCAUUGUGAGUUCGGUGCGGGGAAGGACGAGCAGAUCCGGGACCGGAUUGUUAUUGGAAUAAUGGACAAAGAGGUUUCUCAAAAACUCCAGUUAGAGGCGGACCUGACACUGGAGCGAGCCAUCCAACUUGCACGUCAAAGUGAACAGGUGAAACAACAAAGUGCAGAGCGUGUGGAAAUUACAGUGAAUGAGGAAGCGGUCCCAUACAGCGUCAACACGCCACGCAGGGUUCCGUUUCCGCUCCUCCCAAAAGUGGAGAAAGAGCUAAAGCGCAUGCUAACUCUCAAUAUCAUUGAGGAGGUUACAGAGCCGACAGACUGGUGUGCCCCAAUGGUGCCUGCUCCAAAAUGCAACAAGGACGAGUUCACAUCAGCGGAGUUCAAAGAAUUCAAGCAGAGAUAUGGUUUUUCUCACAUUACCUCCAGCCCACAUUACCCACAGUCAAACGGAGCUGCGGAGAGAGCUGUUCAGACUGCCAAGUACAUCCUUAAACAGCCUGACCCCUGCUUGGCCCUUAUGGGUUAUCGCUCUACACCGAUCGCAGCUACAGGUGCAAGUCCGGCACAGCUCAUGACUGGUAGACAAAUCCGUACCACUGUUCCUGUCCUGGAAGAGGCAUUGCUGCCACGUCCAUUCAACCCGGACCAUGUUUACAUGAAGGACGCAAUGGCUAAGGGUUCGUACAGGUUCUUCUAUGACCGCAGGCAUUCAGCUCGCACGCUCCCUGAACUUCGCCCUGGCCAGCCUGUUAGAGUGAAGCUCGAUGGGGAGAAAGGAUGGACAACACCUGCCAGGGUCAUCAGUUUAUCCAAAGAGCCGAGAUCCUACCUUGUGGAGAUGGCGAAUGGAAACGUGACCCGUCGGAACAGUCGUCAUCUCCAGUCUGUUCCUGAGGCCGAACCUCCUGCAGAGCACCCUUGUGCCCAGCCUACAGCAUCGCUGCAGGACAGCGGGUUCCCACUGACGGAUGUGACUGUGCCACCUGAACCACCAGCUAGCCAGAUGCCAGCGGGCCCUUCCAGUGCGUCUCCCCUUGCACCAUCUACACCCGUGAGGACGACUUCCAGAGACCGUGAGAUAAGGGUGCCUCUAAGAUUUAAAGACUGA